Molecule: messenger RNA, 1495 nt
Organism: Wyeomyia smithii (pitcher-plant mosquito)
Lineage: Eukaryota; Metazoa; Arthropoda; Insecta; Diptera; Culicidae
Gene: SerRS-m
Product: serine--tRNA ligase, mitochondrial
Exons: 2
Coding region: 99-1412 (437 amino acids)
Biological process (GO): mitochondrial seryl-tRNA aminoacylation
Cellular component (GO): mitochondrion
Molecular function (GO): ATP binding; tRNA binding; serine-tRNA ligase activity
Source: RefSeq, a predicted model, not a curated record
CGCGUUACGCGAAACAUGUUCUUAGAAUAAUUUUAAGAUUUCGUUCCCAUGUUGUGCGUAAACUUUUAACGCAGACAUAAAAGAAAAAUUAUCUCAGAAUGUUCACACCAAAAAACUGCCUUAGUUUAGUGAAAUUUAAACAGUUCAGAACGUCAUGGGCGAGAUUCGUUCAUCACAAGUUUAAUCUCCGCCAACCAACCUACGAUACCGAUUAUCUUCUAAACCCGACGAACAUAGCGGAAAUUCAGCACAACAUCGAACACCGGAAAGGCGUCGGUAACAUCCAGCUAGUCCACGAGCUAAACACCCAACUUCAAACGCUUCCAGCCGGCAAUGAAACGGAGCGAAACCGGCUAACCACGCAACUGCAGGCGGAGCUGCGAAACAUUCCAAACCGAACCCACCCGGAAGUGUUGCACUAUGGCACCGAACCCAAACUAGUUCGGUACUAUAACGAGAAACCCACCUUUGGUGGGGCAAAAAUUUUCGAGUUUGCCGAAAUAGCCAAGAAGAUGAACAUUUUCCGAACGGAAAAGUUGAGUAAUUUUACCGGUCACAAAUCGUACUACCUGACAGCGGAGCUGGCCGAACUAGAGCAGGCACUUAUUCAGUAUGCCGUUGCGAAAUUGCUCGCAAACGGGUUUAAGCUUAUAAGCGUGCCGGAUAUUUUACCAGCACGAAUAAUCGAAAGCUGUGGCAUGAACACCCAUGGGGAACGGAACCAGGUUUACAAACUAAACUAUCCGGGUGCAACGCUGUGCUUGUCGGGAACUUCAGAAAUGGCAUUAGCCGGUUAUUUCGCUGGCACAGAAACAGCCGAAGCAGAGUUACCCCUGAAGUUGACCGCCGUCAGCCGUUGCUUUCGGGCGGAGACUUCCGGUUUGCAGGAAGAGAAAGGCAUAUAUCGGGUGCAUCAGUUUACGAAGGUGGAAAUGUUUGCCGUUUGUCACCCGGAUCAGUCCGGUGAGAUGCUGGAGGAAUUUCGUAAUAUCGAGGUGGGGUUGUUCGACGAACUCGGGUUGCACUUUCAACUGCUGGAUAUGCCUGCUUGUGAGCUAGGUGCCCCAGCUUACCGCAAGUAUGAUAUUGAGGCGUGGAUGCCAGGUCGGCAGAUGUACGGGGAAAUCUCCAGUUGUAGCGAUUGCACCGAUUAUCAGGCAAGGCGAUUGGGCAUCCGUUUCCGAUCAAGCGCUGGUGGUGAAUUGCGCUACGCGCAAACAGUAAACGGAACGGCUUGUGCCAUUCCCCGGAUGCUGAUUGCUCUGCUGGAAAACUUCCAAAAUCAGAACUACACCGUUACUGUGCCGGAACCGCUACGGAGGUUUAUGCGGGGAAAAGCUACGAUCAGCAGAAAGAAACUAUUGCCGGAACUGAAACUAACGAAGCGAUUAACCCAGGAGGAAAUCUGCUAGUGGCUAUAGUACUGUUACCAAUAGAUCAAGCAAUAAAAGUUUACGACUACAGUAGUAACGAAUAGAAUACAUCUGAAAAGGAA